This is a messenger RNA of Erythranthe guttata (spotted monkey flower), 1137 nucleotides long. RefSeq names its product uroporphyrinogen-III synthase, chloroplastic. The record is from RefSeq and is a predicted model, not a curated record. Gene Ontology annotation, biological process: uroporphyrinogen III biosynthetic process. Lineage: Eukaryota; Viridiplantae; Streptophyta; Magnoliopsida; Lamiales; Phrymaceae. Gene Ontology annotation, molecular function: uroporphyrinogen-III synthase activity. Gene Ontology annotation, cellular component: chloroplast.
AUUACUACAUGUAAUCCCGAUCCAUGUGCCCUCUUUUCGGGGCAAGCUCAACACAGGAAAAAAAAAUGGCUGCAUUUUCUCUCUCUAACUUCUCUCCGGUUCCUGCUGCAAUUCAAUGCUCCUCUUCAUCUUCUUCUUCGCAGCUUCGGAGCAGAAGAAUAUUCCUCAAAAUUGAGGCUUUCGCUUCAUUUUCAGCUAAUUUGCCGCCUUCAUCUUCAAAUCCUAAAGUCGUCGUGACGAGAGAGCGCGGCAAAAACGGCAAACUUAUUGACGCUUUGGCAACUCGUGGGAUUACCUCUCUGGAGCUUCCGCUGAUUCAGCAUACGAGGUUACCUGAUUCAGACAAGCUUUCUUCCGUAUUAAGGAGCACUUCAUUCGACUGGAUCAUCAUAACUUCACCCGAAGCUGGUGUAGUUUUUCUCGAUGCGUGGAAAGCUGCAGGAACACCGAAAGUUAGGGUCGGAGUUGUUGGAGCUGGUACAGCGAGUGUAUUCGAGAAACUUCAGCCUCCGUCAAAACAAAGCCUGAAUGUGGCCUUUUCACCAUCAAAAGCUAUUGGCAAGGUUUUGGCAGCUGAGCUUCCGAACGACGGAAACGGAAGGUGCACUGCUUUGUAUCCCGCUUCUGCAAAAGCUGGCCAUGAAAUCGAGGAAGGUCUCGCAAAGCGUGGGUUUGAGGUUACAAGACUGAACACAUAUACCACGGAGCCCGUAAAUAAUGUGGACGAGAAGAUUUUGGAACAAGCACUUUCUGCUGCUGUUAUUGCUGUAGCAUCACCUUCUGCAAUUCGGGCUUGGAUUAGCUUAAUACCGGAAACACGAAAAUGGGAUAACGCUGUUGCGUGUAUCGGGGAGACAACUGCCGUUUCUGCCAAGAAACAGGGGUUGAGGAAUGUAUACUAUCCCGAAAAUCCAGGCAUUGAAGGGUGGGUUAAUAGCAUUUUGGAAGCCUUACAAGUCGAAAACCAGUUGCAGAAGAUCUAACCAUGUACAUCUGCGGUAAUGUAUCUAUGAGGUAGCCAAGGAUAUAUAUAUAAAUUCGGUUAACGACAUUUUUUUAGAGCGAUUAAUGUUAAUUAAUAUCUCGAGUGUAAAUAUAUUUUUUCAUUACCCAAAAUAAAAAUACCUAUCUUGAUUU